UUCAUCGCGAUGAAGGUCUUUUUGCUGGUGACUGUGGCGGCUGUGGCCCUUGGAGACGACCUGGUGGACCACCAGCGGGGCGACAGCGAGUACCACUUCGCUUGGCUCCACGACGGCGGGCGGACCUACGACUGGCAGGGCGCCAACAGCUACUGCUCGAGCCUCGGCCGCGGCUGGAAGGGAAUCAGCAUCGAGAGCAGGGAAGAAGACGCCUUCGUCACCGAUGUCAUCGAUGAAUACGACCUGCCGUGGAUCUGGACCGGAGGCCAACGCAGGGGACGCGACUUCGUGUGGCCUUCGGGAGCCCGUUUCGUGGGUCUGAACUGGUCUCACACCGGCGGGAGGAAGCAACCGCAACCAGACAACCGCGAGAAAGGGGGCGAGAACUGCGUGGCCGUCCUCAACGACUUCUAUGACGACGGCGUCAGGUGGCACGACAUCGCCUGCCACCACGAGAAGUCCAUCAUCUGCGAGCGCUCCGACUGAGAGCUCGGGGCGGAGGCCAGAGGGCGAAGUCUGAGAUUCUGUCCGUAUUUAUUCCUAUUUAAAUUUGAAUGAGAAAUAAAGUUAAUUCGCUUAUUCUAUA
Molecule: messenger RNA, 586 nt
Organism: Penaeus chinensis
Lineage: Eukaryota; Metazoa; Arthropoda; Malacostraca; Decapoda; Penaeidae
Product: pulmonary surfactant-associated protein D-like
Exons: 5
Coding region: 10-486 (158 amino acids)
Source: RefSeq, a predicted model, not a curated record